Molecule: messenger RNA, 649 nt
Organism: Dendronephthya gigantea
Lineage: Eukaryota; Metazoa; Cnidaria; Anthozoa; Malacalcyonacea; Nephtheidae
Product: probable ribosome biogenesis protein RLP24
Exons: 6
Coding region: 91-579 (162 amino acids)
Biological process (GO): ribosomal large subunit biogenesis
Cellular component (GO): nucleolus
Source: RefSeq, a predicted model, not a curated record
UGCGCAGGCGUCAUUCCUUUUCCAUUUUAGAAAAUUUCACAUGGUUGAAUAUAAAUAUUUUGGUGAAAUUUUCUUCAAAAUAAUCACAAAAUGCGUUUAGAAAAAUGUUACUUUUGUUCAUCGACUGUUUGGCCUGGUCACGGCAUAGCGUUCGUGCGAAAUGAUUGCAAGGUGUUCCGGUUCUGCCGAGCGAAAUGCCACAAAGCCUUUAAGAGAAAACGAAAUCCAAGAAAGGUCAGAUGGACAAAAGCCUUCAGAAAAGCUGCAGGCAAAGAACUGGCUGUUGAUUCAACAUUUGACUUUGAAAAGAAGAGGGAUGUUCCAGUUCGAUAUACGAAUGAAAAUGUUAGGCAGACAGUCACUGCUAUGAAGAGAAUCUCAGAAAUACAAGAGAAACGUCAGAAACAGUUCAUCCGAAACAGAUUAAAGGCAAGCAAGAAGCUUUCUGAUGAAGCUGAUCUGAAGGAAGUUGAGACAAAUAUCAAUCUAAUAAAACCAAAGCCAGCUCUGAAGAAAUCUGCCAGCCAAAAGAUCUCACAAGUCAUGAAAGAUGUCGAGCAAAUGGAGACAGAGGAUUAAUGUUCAUUAUUAUGAUGGAUUUUGUAAAUACAGUCUAGAUGCAAAGUAAUAAAUGUUUUUCAAAACACAA